CGCUGUAGUGAGCGGUGAGACCAAGAUGGCGGCCGCGCAGUGACUGAGGCGGAGACGGACAGGCCGCGCCGCGCCCCCGCCCGCCGACAGGACCGGAUCGGACCCGACCUGACCCGACAGGACCGGACGGGAGGGGGCCGGGGCCGGGGCCGGGUCGGGCCGCCCGCCCGCAACGCAGCGAGCCCGCGGAGCCAGGCCGCAGCAGCAGUAGCCGCCGCCGGCGGAGGAAGGAGAACAUGGCGGCGGAGCCGGGCCAGGAGUGAAGCCGCCGCCUGCGAGCGGAGCCCAUGGGGCGGGCUGGGCGCUGAGGCCGCCGCCGCCGGGCCGAGCAGGGGGAGAGGCCGCGCCGGCCCCGCGCUGCGAGCGGGGCAGGAGCGAGCGAGCGAGCGGCGGGGCCGUGGCCGUGGCCGGGGCCGGGCAGCUCCGCACAAUAGAGCCGGGCCGCCGCCGAUGUCCCUCUGACGCCACUCGUGCUCCCUGCCCUUGACCGGGCUGCGCCCCCUCGGCCCGCCCGGGCCAUGCGAGCCGCGGCCUGAGGAGCGCCGGCCGCUGCGUGGGGCCCUGCCCGCUGCCGCCGCCGCCGCCUCCCGUGCGGGCCGCCCCCUCCUCCUGUCUCUCCAGGUGUCCCAGGCCGGGCGGCUGCGGCGCGGCCGGCGGCAGGAUGACUGACACCCGGCGGAGGGUGAAGGUUUACACGCUGAACGAGGACCGGCAGUGGGAUGACCGGGGCACCGGGCAUGUGUCCUCUGGCUACGUGGAGAGGCUGAAGGGCAUGUCCCUGCUUGUCAGGGCAGAGAGCGAUGGUUCUCUUCUUUUGGAGUCCAAAAUUAAUCCAAACACUGCGUACCAGAAGCAACAGGACACUUUGAUUGUGUGGUCUGAAGCUGAAAAUUAUGACUUGGCACUUAGCUUUCAAGAAAAAGCAGGAUGUGAUGAAAUAUGGGAAAAAAUAUGUCAAGUUCAAGGAAAAGACCCUUCAGUAGAUAUUACUCAGGACCUUGUAGACGAAUCUGAGGAAGAACGCUUUGAUGAUAUGUCAUCACCUGGUCUAGAAUUACCAUCUUGUGAAUUAAGUCGGCUAGAAGAAAUUGCAGAACUUGUGGCAUCUUCACUGCCUUCACCGUUGCGGCGUGAAAAACUCGCACUAGCACUGGAAAAUGAGGGCUAUAUUAAAAAGCUCUUAGAAAUUUUUCAUGUGUGUGAGGACUUGGAGAACAUUGAAGGACUGCACCACUUGUAUGAAAUUAUUAAGGGAAUCUUCCUUUUGAAUAGAACUGCACUUUUUGAAGUCAUGUUUUCUGAGGAAUGUAUAAUGGACGUAAUUGGAUGCCUAGAAUAUGAUCCUUCUUUAUCACAGUCACGAAAACACAGGGAAUUUCUGACAAAAACAGCUAAAUUUAAAGAGGUGAUUCCUAUUUCUGAUCCAGAGCUGAAACAAAAAAUACAUCAAACAUACAGAGUACAGUAUAUUCAAGAUAUGGUUCUACCCACUCCCUCCGUGUUUGAGGAAAAUAUGCUGUCAACGCUUCACUCCUUUAUCUUUUUUAAUAAAGUGGAAAUAGUUGGUAUGUUACAGGAAGAUGAGAAAUUUCUGACAGAAUUGUUUGCACAGCUAACAGAUGAAGCCACAGAUGAGGAGAAAAGACAAGAGUUGGUAAAUUUCCUUAAAGAGUUCUGUGCAUUUUCUCAGACGUUACAACCUCAGAAUAGAGAUGCUUUUUUCAAAACAUUGUCUAAUAUGGGUAUACUGCCAGCAUUAGAAGUUAUUCUAGGUAUGGAUGAUGUACAAGUACGAAGUGCAGCUACUGAUAUAUUCUCAUAUUUGGUUGAAUACAAUCCAUCCAUGGUACGAGAAUUUGUCAUGCAGGAAGCUCAACAGAAUGAUGAUGAUAUUUUACUCAUUAAUCUCAUCAUAGAACAUAUGAUCUGUGACACGGAUCCUGAACUCGGGGGGGCAGUCCAACUCAUGGGUCUGCUUCGAACUCUAGUUGAUCCAGAAAAUAUGUUAGCAACUGCCAAUAAAACGGAGAAGACAGAGUUUCUGGGUUUCUUCUAUAAACACUGUAUGCAUGUUCUCACAGCCCCCUUACUGGCUAAUACUACCGAAGAUAAGCCUAGCAAAGAUGAUUUUCAGACAGCACAGCUGUUGGCAUUAAUAUUGGAAUUGCUAACUUUCUGUGUAGAACAUCAUACAUAUCAUAUAAAGAACUACAUUAUUAACAAAGAUAUCCUGCGACGAGUAUUAGUUCUUAUGGCCUCAAAGCACGCUUUCUUGGCAUUAUGUGCCCUUCGUUUUAAGAGAAAGAUAAUUGGGUUGAAGGAUGAAUUCUACAACCGAUACAUAAUGAAAAGUUUUUUGUUUGAACCUGUGGUCAAAGCAUUUCUCAACAAUGGAUCCCGCUAUAAUCUGAUGAAUUCUGCCAUAAUAGAGAUGUUUGAAUUUAUUAGAGUGGAAGAUAUAAAAUCAUUAACUGCUCAUGUAAUAGAGAAUUACUGGAAAGCACUGGAAGAUGUAGAUUACGUGCAAACGUUCAAAGGAUUGAAACUACGAUUUGAACAGCAAAGGGAAAGACAAGAUAAUCCAAAACUUGACAGCAUGCGGUCCAUUUUGAGAAAUCACAGAUACCGGAGAGACGCAAGAACUCUAGAAGAUGAGGAGGAAAUGUGGUUUAACACUGAUGAAGAUGAUAUGGAGGAUGGAGAGGCAGUGGUACCCCCCUCUGAUAAAACUAAAAAUGAUGAUGAUAUUAUGGACCCUAUAAGUAAAUUCAUGGAAAGAAAAAAAUUGAAAGAGAGUGAAGAAAAGGAAGUCCUUCUGAAAACUAAUCUUUCAGGUCGUCAGAGCCCAAGUUUCAAACUAUCCUUCUCUGGUGGUACAAAAACUAACCUUACCAGCCAGUCAUCUGCAAGUAACUUGCCUGGGUCUCCAGGUUCCCCAGGAUCUCCGGGUUCCCCAGGAUCUCCCGGAUCAGUUUCUAAAAGCACAUCUCAGAUGGCAGCUAUUACUACCAAGGGAGGCUUAGUGGGGCUUGUAGAUUAUCCUGAUGAUGACGAGGAAGAUGACGAAGAUGAAGAUAAGGAAGAAACUUUACCUUUGUCAAAGAAAGCAAAACUUGAGUCAUCAUAAUGGCAACUGCCUAAGAUCAAUACCAGUUGGGGGGAGAGUAAUUUUUCCAAAACCCACAAAAAGUAGCAAUCUUUUGUGAAUUACUGUGUAUGACACAGAUCAACCUAUACAAAUGGAUUUCUGCCAAACAAGUGCCAAUUCAAAGGAGCAGAAGAAGGGGAAAUUCUACAUUUAGGGGAAAGGACCUUUGAGCUCUCCAGCUUGGACCACACAUUGCCCUUUUCUCAGGGAAGGAAAUGGAAAAAAAAAAAAAAAAGAAAGAAAGAAAGCCAACAGGGCAGGAGUUUUGUUAGUGGAACUCUGGAUUGGCUGGUCAGUUGCUACAAUCAGAAUAUGCUUUCUUGGACCAUGUAUGAGACUUGUGAAGAAAAGGCUCUUUUGCCAUAAUUCUUCACUAGUUAAGAAUGCCAGCAGUUUCUUUAUAUAAAGAGACCUGCCUUUGAAAUCAUACAUUCUGAACAUUUUAGUCAAGCUACAACAGGUUUUAAAAACCUCUAUGGGGAGGGCCGAAUAUAAAGUUUCUUCUUUUUUUUUCUUUUUUUUUUUUUUUAAUCUGUUCCCUUUUGCCCUUUAAACUGCAGAAUUUUUUGGAGGUGGGGGAUUUGUCUGUCCCUUCUUGAUUAAAGAUUGAGUGGAAUUCUAGAUGUGGUCACUUUUGUGUCAUAAUUUUUAUUUUUUUUUUUAUUUUUUUAUUUUUUUUUUUUUGCCCCCUGAGUGUAUGCUUAGUUGUUGAGUAUAUAUUUGGGACCAUUAAAAAAAUUUUGAUGUAAUAUAAUCUCACUGUUGUGCUGGUACCUGUUUCACCCUGUGUAAUUUUGUUCUGCAUCACAGUUCUUAAUAUGUUUAGGAUUUUAUGGAAGAUGGUAUAGUUUUUAUUGAAAAAAAAUGACUCUUGCCACAAUGUGCAUAAAAAGCAAUACUAUUUUGUGACUAAAUAUUUUAUAUUAAACUUUACAUCAGCAACUGUCUUGAGAAACUAUUCAGGGAAAUAGGGUGGAAUAGAAAAGGUGAAGAAACCUUAUAAGUAUGAAAUUAGUAUUCCAAAGAGACUUCAAAAUUUCAUAACUGAAAACAAUGAUAGUAAACUAACAAAUCAAAAUAGAGGAUGGAUGAUUUAGGAAUAAUACUAUAUUGACACAUUUGACUUCUAAAAAUAAAAAAGAAUAAUCAAAAGUGAAGAAAAAACUGCUUUUAUUGGUAUUUUUUUAAACCUCUUAUUCCCUUUGGAAUACCAGUUUUAGUGAUAUAGACGAUGGUUCCAGAAUUACUUAGCAAAAUACCAUCUAUUGAAAUCUAUUCUGAUAUCUAAUUGAAAAACAGUAAUUAAACUUUGAUUGCAACUCA
Molecule: messenger RNA, 4471 nt
Organism: Alligator mississippiensis (American alligator)
Lineage: Eukaryota; Metazoa; Chordata; Crocodylia; Alligatoridae
Gene: PPP4R3A
Product: protein phosphatase 4 regulatory subunit 3A
Exons: 15
Coding region: 662-3127 (821 amino acids)
Biological process (GO): DNA damage response; protein dephosphorylation
Cellular component (GO): protein phosphatase 4 complex; nucleoplasm
Molecular function (GO): protein phosphatase activator activity
Source: RefSeq, a predicted model, not a curated record